AUGUUGUCUGUCUUCGGUGGCAUGGCCGCCAAAGUCGGCAAGAUGACUGGACGUACCUCCGCACCACUCGACCAGCAUCAAGUCACAGAGCAUGGCGCCGUCGACAACGCAGAGCACGGCACCGCUGAUAAUGCAGACCAUGGCACCGUCGGCAACGCAGAGCAAGUCGCCGUCGGUAACGCUGAGCACGUCACCCUCGAUGAGACUAUCCAAGGCAACCAACGCAAUGCCACCGCUGAUCCCGACCUGGGAGAAGUGGUCGGAGAAAAUGCCCUCCCAGAGAUAGACUUCGCGAGACUCAACUUUCGUCACUACAACCGCAUGAUGAGACGCAUGUUGGUCGAGCUUUCGGCCUCCGCAGGCGGAAGGCGUGUCGACCAAAACAUUGCUUUGUUCCAGGGCCUCCUCGCCGCACGUGGUCUGCCAGAGGCUUUGUACGUUCUCCGCAGAUUGGACAACUGGCCUGGCUUGACUGAGCGCGUGCGUCAACUGCCUAGCCACGCCGCCGCCCAGGACGCCGCCCAAGAUACCGCCGCCCAGGACGCCGCCCAGGACACCGCCGCCCAGGACACCGCCGCCCAGGACACCGCCACCCUGGACGCCGCCCAGGACACCGCCGCCCAGGACACCGCCGCCCAGGACACCGCCGCCCAGGACACCGCCACCCUGGACGCCGAUGAAGAAGAUGGUGCUCCUACCCAUGCAAUGUUCAUGGCCCCGCCCAAUGCAACAAGCACUAGUGCAGAGUGGGCUGCCUGGGAACAGGUGCGCGAGGCCCAGCGCCUCAAGUUGAGCCCCAUGCGUGCAAAAUUCCUCGACAGUUUGAACAUCGAUGACGCCGAUGACAAUGUCACCACUCUUGACACAAUGAAAGGCCACCUCGACCCUGUCGUAUACAAGCGCUUGUCGCAGCUCGGCUACGUGAAGUUAUGGAAACCGCAACGCAACCUGAUUACAAGCUUGAAGAGAAAUUCACACACCAUCACCCAUGGCUGCCCUGGAAUGGGCAAGUCACUCGCAUCAGCAAUGUACGCUGUGAAUGCAGUAUCGGCCUGGUUCAACGAGCAUCCCGAACAACGCCUGCGCCGACAGCUGCCCGCAAUGCCACUGGUUGUAAUCAUUGUUCCCUCACACGAGCUCGGCGUCCAAGUUCUUCGCGAUUGCCAGGACAUUGCCUCUGGCAAAGACAUCGAUGUGAAGAUCGCCGCUGCCUAUGGCGGUGCCGACUACGCUGAGAACUACUGGAUGAUCGAAAAAGGCUGCGAUAUCCUCGUGGGCAGUCCAGGCCGCAUCACACAUCUCCUCGCUGAUGGUGCAGUCGUUUUCUCUCGCACGACUACAAUUAUCGUGGAUGAGAGCAACUCUCUCGUGUCGUCACAAAACACCCUGCGACACGUCAACAUGAUCUUGUAUCAUCCCUCCACAACGGAGCAAACAAUGUUCCACUUCAUCGAUGUGGACUUCACGCAGGAUGCCAGGGAGAUUGUUUGCGGUCUGGCCCGCAAUGCAAAGGCCAACAGCAACAGCAUCCGCUGCACCACCUAUGGCUUCUACGUGCGCGAGACCAUUGACGUUGACGAGUGGUGGAGACGCAUUCCUCUCCUCGAGAAGGAGGCCGAAUGCGUCUCAAUGGUAGUCGAGGAACAGUCGAAGUUUGACUCUCCAGACGCGACCAUUCUGAUCUUGGUGCAGCGCAAAGUUUCGACGACCGCCCUUGCAGACGCCCUAACAACUGCAGGUGUCGUGCGUGUGGCCGCCACCUCAAGCAACGAGUCUCAAAUCAACCGUCAAAGCAUACAAGACAGUUUGAUUCGUGGAGAUAUCAAAGUCGUCGUCGCGACUUAUGGUACCUUCUCUCGCGGCUUGAACAUCCCCGGAUUGGCUUUCAUCAUUCACUACGACGUGCCUGACAAGCUCUACAUGUACAGCCACUCAUCCGCCAGAGUGGGCAGAGAUGGCGGCAGAGGCAAGAUUGUCAAUUUCGUCUCUACUGCACAGGACGCCGAGGUGAUGCAGUCGUACAUCGACAACUUCAUGCGUGCCAAAGGCACCAGUCUGAAGGUCGACGACGAAACCAUACCAUGGGAAGACAAGAAGGCUGCUAGAUUCGCCCGCGCCAUGUAUAACGCACGCGAACCUCAGCUGACCGUCGAGCAAGCCAUCACCGAAUGGAAUGUGUAUGAGGCCAAGACAGUCGUUCGCAUGGCUGGUCGUGGUCGUUACGAUGCUAGCGGCUGCGCUGCUCCUGAGAUCGCUGUUCCUGAGAUCGCUGUUCCUGAGAUCGCUGUUCCUGACAUCGCUGCUCCUGACAUCGCUGCUCCUGACAUCGCUGCUGUCGAUGGCGCUGGCGGUGAUCAUGGCGGCGGUAACAACGGCCGUGGCCGUGGCCGUGGUCGUGGUAGCCGUGGUCGUGGUGGCCGUGGUCGUGGAGGUCAUGGGGCCGCCAUGCUUGAUACUGUUGGUGGCGACAAUGGCCGUGGACGUGGUCACGGUGGACGUGGUCGCGGUGGACGUGGUCGCGGUGGACGUGGUCGCGGUGGCCCUCGCAACAACAACUAG
Messenger RNA from Aureobasidium melanogenum CBS 110374, 2559 nucleotides. Its product is annotated as P-loop containing nucleoside triphosphate hydrolase protein. The record is from RefSeq and is a predicted model, not a curated record. Bases 1 to 2559 code for a protein of 852 amino acids. The transcript is spliced from 5 exons. Lineage: Eukaryota; Fungi; Ascomycota; Dothideomycetes; Dothideales; Saccotheciaceae. Gene Ontology annotation, molecular function: ATP binding; RNA helicase activity; RNA binding.